GUGACUGCGACCGUCGUCGUCGCCAUUUUGCGACGAAGCAGGACGUUUCAUUCGGUGCCUAGCUCAAAUUUCGUCCGAAUUGGACGAUUGGGGGAUUACGACGUCCCCCACCUCCUGGUCAUCUUGAUUUAGCCUAGCCGUCCGGCCCCCCAUCCUAAUUAUCAUUGGUCUCUUUUAUAGAGUACAGUUUUAUUUGCCGGUGUUUCAAUAUGCAGCUCUUCUGAAUUGUUUCGGCCAUGAAGACCCAGGUAGCUAUUGCAACUCCUUUCGGAGUCGCCACCGCUUGUACCAGCGCGUCUGCCUUCGCCGACGACGGUGUCUGUGUCGUCGCCGUCCAUGCUAGAGUCUCCAGCGAUGGACAAGAAAAAUUCUGCCCGCUCUUCGUCAUCGGCACCCAAGGGCAAUGCCAACAGUGACGCCAAGAGUAAGCAAGAUGGUUCGGGUAACAAGCAGCAGCAGCAGCAGCAGUGGCCCGGCGGGGGUGGUGGUCCAUCAGGAGGAGGAGGCCGCCGCGGAAAGUGGGGUGGCCAGCAGGGGGAGGGUCGUCGACCUGCCCCACAGCGCAACCGCUCGACACCAGACAAGAGGCCUCAGCCCAAGGGACAGCCCCAAUGUGCUGCGCAGUCAUCUCAUCAGAACUCACAGGGACAGCGCAGUCAGGUAGCACGCAGCAUUCAGGAUGACUGCGUGGAAGAAGCGCUCCGCAAGGGCAACCGAAAGGUGAACCUGAAUCACCUGCUGAAGUUCACUCUGACUCCCCGAGAGAGUGACCACCACCACCACUACUGGUCUGGCCAUCACCGCUCCAGCAGGCCACCUCCUGCCAAGCACUCCAAGGAGCAGUUCUUGCAGGCCAACUGCCAGUUUGUGGUGCGCGAGGGCACCAUGUGUCGCUGGAAUCCGGACGUGCCCAUCGCCUGGGAGCUGGUGCACGAGGUGCGAGUGCUGCAGCAGCAGAGCACGACCGGCCAGGAGGAGGAGCGCUGUCCAGUGUGCCUGGGAACUCCGCGUGCGGCCCAGAUGCCCCCGUGCGGACACGUGUACUGCUGGUCGUGCCUGCUCCACUACCUGGCCCUGUCUGACCGACCGUACCGGCCGUGCCCCAUCUGCGACCGGGCGUUUUCUGCCCAGCAGCUCCGCAGGGUGGUCCCCCAGCCACGAAGGGGCUACCAGCCUGGUGAUGAGAUCACCAUGUGCCUGAUGCGUCGCCAGAAGAACCAGCCCGGUGCCCAGCCCAUGCCAGCUGACCUUUGGAGGGUGGACGACCUAGAGCCCUUCAAUAUUAGCCGCGAAGAGCGACUGACGUGCCACCAGAGGGUGCUUGUGGCGUGCCCUAAGCAGCUGGGUGCCAUGUUGGACCGGGAGGAGUCCGAACUGCGGUCCCAGCUGCUCGAGGAAGGAGACGCCCCCGAGGCCUGCUUUGUGCAGGCCGCCCUGCAGGCAUUGCAGCGACGAAGGGAGGACCUCGAGAAAGAGGUGGGCUCACUGGAUGUCAACGCCAACAGCCAAGGCGAUCAGCUUCCCACCGUGGACGCAGAGGGCAACGUCGAG
This is a messenger RNA of Rhipicephalus microplus (southern cattle tick), 1551 nucleotides long. RefSeq names its product E3 ubiquitin-protein ligase RNF10. Gene Ontology annotation, molecular function: transcription cis-regulatory region binding. Gene Ontology annotation, biological process: positive regulation of transcription by RNA polymerase II. The record is from RefSeq and is a predicted model, not a curated record. NCBI's taxonomy places the organism in Eukaryota, Metazoa, Arthropoda, Arachnida, Ixodida, Ixodidae.